AUGGACGAAAACGCCACUUUGAGGCGAUUACUUGAGCAAAUCGAGUUGAUGCAACAGCAACAUGCAGCAGCGAUGGAAACCAUGCGUAAACAACAUGAAGAUGUCUUGCAACAAUUACGUGCAGAAAAUGCAGCCUUUCGCGCCCAUGCACAACAUCAUCAUUCCCCUUCUCCUCCUCCUCGGUCUAGCCAUGUUCCAACGGCAACCGAAGAGCACCAUUCCACUUCAGAUCCUACUUAUAUUUCAGAAUCUUCCCGAACUCACCGUUCUACGCAUACUCAUACUAGUCGGGCAACGUAUGACCAUCAUUCUUCUCAGCGCCACCCCUUCGUGGAUGGCAUCAUGGAAGUUCCCCUACCACCGGCAUGGAAGUCACUGAACAUCGAACGGUAUGAUGGAACAACUGAUCCUGACGAGCAUAUUGAUGCAUACGUCACUCAAGUCAAUCUUUACACGAAUGAAGACGCCAUCAUGUGUCGUGUCUUCCCAACCUCACUUAAAGGCGCAGCACUUAGUUGGUAUACCCAACUUCCACCCCGUUCUGUGAACAACUUUGACACCCUGGUACGACUUUUCUCAGCACAAUACGCUACAAGUCGGCCUCAUCAUAUAACAUCAGCGGCAUUGUCCAACCUGAGGCAACGAGAUGACGAAUCCUUAAGAUGUUUUAUGGAACGCUUUGCCAAUGUCUCCAUCAAGAUCCGUCAUCUUAACCCGGAAGUCGCCCUCCAUUCCAUGUUGAUGGCUCUAAAACCUGGACCUUUUGUGGAUAGUCUGUGCAGACAUCAGCCAGCAAAUAUGGACGAACUUAGAGCCCGUGCAGCAGGGUAUAUUCAGAUGGAGGAACACGCCGAAUUCCGCAACACCAUCCGAGAAAGUCUCUCUAACAAAGGUGAAGCUAGCGGUAGCGAGGCUAACCAUGCAGAUUUGAUAUCUCUACCUCCCCCAGCACACAAUCCGCCCAACGCUGAUAAAAGCAAACAUUGCCAUUUUCACCGGAAUCACGGGCACACCACGGAAGAAUGCUGGACUCUUAAAGAUCGAAUUGAAGAGCUUAUUCAAGCAGGACAACUUGGACAAUAUAUUCACCGAGGUCAAACUUCCCGUGGAGGCUUUCGCGGUCGGGGACGUGGUCGUGGACGAUAUCAAGGUGGACGAUACCAGGAUUACCAAGGUCGUUUCGAGAACAAUCGUUACAACAAUACAAAUCCACAACAAGAGGGUAAACCGAGUUCCAAUGGCACUGAUCAACAGCGUACUGAAAAACCCCCUGAGGAACACACCAUACGUGGUGUGAUCAACACCAUAGCCAGAGGUUUUGCUGGAGGUGGAAGUUCCAAUUCGGCUCGAAAAUGCCAUCUUCGUACUAUCCACAGCAUCAAUAAUUGUGACCAUGCUGAGUCGAAGCCGACAACUCCAAAUCAUCCUAUCACUUUCACUGAUGAAGAUUAUGAAGGCGUAAGCUUAAACCAAGAUGAUCCCAUGGUCAUCUCGGUCGAAGUUGCAAACUGGGAAGUUCACAAAACCUUGAUUGAUCAAGGAAGCUUUGCUGAUGUGCUAUACUAG
Messenger RNA from Cajanus cajan (pigeon pea), 1566 nucleotides. RefSeq lists its product as uncharacterized. The record is from RefSeq and is a predicted model, not a curated record. NCBI's taxonomy places the organism in Eukaryota, Viridiplantae, Streptophyta, Magnoliopsida, Fabales, Fabaceae.